Messenger RNA from Symbiodinium natans, 561 nucleotides. Lineage: Eukaryota; Dinophyceae; Suessiales; Symbiodiniaceae. The record is from the annotation of a GenBank genome assembly.
AUGGGUAAGACCGGGGGCUACGAUGCGCGGGCGGCCCUUGAAUGGCUGCUCCUGAACCUGCCGAAGCAGGAGCUUCCAAGGCAGUUUGGGGGUGAGUCGCUUGGCGACGACCCCCAGGCUGCCGAACCGGAGGACGAAGGGCUAAUGCCGACAACCGACUUGGUGGAAGCGCCCUUUGGUCCUGCAGAGCUCCAGCCGGAUCCCAAAGAGGAGGCUGCCAUGGAGCUCGAGCGCUCGCAGAAGUCGCGUGCCAGAGGCGAUGCCGCCAGCGUGUGCUCCACUGCCACGCCGAAUGAGACCGAGCCGGGCGACAGCGAGGACGAGUCCCCGGACCCACAGGCUGGCAAAGCCGAGGCGAAGCCCGACUCUGCCCCUGUCUGCGACAAGGAGGCAGGGAAGGACUUCGCCCGAAGAUGGCUGGAGCAGUACGAGGAGGCAGAUGAGGAUGAAAACGCGUUGCUGAGUCCCGAGGAGAUCCUGGACCGGGAGCGAAAGAAAGAUCCGACUGCCAGGUACAUCAAGGUCUCCGCGCAGUACGAGGAGGCAGCCAAGACGCUGAAG